AUGGGAUUUUUCAUUACGAAUAACAAUUGGAUUACUGUAGCACAUAUCCCAGGAAAACAAAAUGUCAUUGCAGAUUUUGAAUCGAGGAGGGGUACCAAUGAUACUAAGUGGGACCUAGACCAAGCAGUGUAUGAUCAAGCAAUCCAAUUACUGGAUGUGACACCCAGUAUUGAUCUGUUUGCCUCAAGGCUAAACUAUAAAUGCAAGCCUUAUGUUGCAUUCAGACCUGACCCCGAGGCUCAAGCCAUAAAUGCCUUUCAUAUCUCUUGGGUAAACAUGUGUUUUUAUGCAUUCCCACCUUUUUGCAUUAUCAACCAAGUAUUACAAAAAAUAUCAGAAGAGAAGGCAACAGGCAUAAUAGUAAUUCCACACUGGCCGACCCAGUCCUGGUGGCCAUAUCUAACCAAUAUGUUAAUAAAUUGUCCCCUUAUGUUGCCUAGCACACAACAACACUGAUGUUACCAUCCCAUCCUCAGAAGAUACAUCCUCUACAAAAGAAGUUGCGAUUACUGAUGUGCCACUUAUCGGGGGAUUAUUUGAAAGUCAAGGAAUUUCAAAAGAAGCUGCUUCAAUCAUCGUACAAGCAUGGAGACCGGGGACUCAAAAACAGUACAAAUACUAUUUACAAAAGUGGGAACAGCACUGUUGUGAACGAAGUAUCAAUCCCAUUUCUCCAAAUGUAGGGACUGCAAUUGAUUUUCUACAUGAAUUUUAUAAGGAAGGAUUAUCCUAUAGCACAUUAAACACGGUACGCUCAGCUCUAUCCAGCGUUGUCCAACCAAUAGACAAUUUCACAUUUGGAAACCAUCCACUGGUAACCAGAUAUAUACAAGGAGUAUUUGUAAAUAGACCAGCACUACCACGUUAUAAACAGAUCUGGGAUGUGUCUGUGGUUAUAAAAUAUCUCAAAUCUUUGGGUGAAAAUACACAACUCUCUCUACAAGAUCUGACUAUGAAGACAACCAUGCUGCUUGCCCUUGUUACUGGACAGCGUUGCCAGACCAUACAGGUCUUGAACAUUGAGCAGAUGGUUAAUAGUGAUGACAUGUGGUCCUUUCAUAUAAACAACUACUUUUGA
Messenger RNA from Paramuricea clavata, 1078 nucleotides. The record is from the annotation of a GenBank genome assembly. NCBI's taxonomy places the organism in Eukaryota, Metazoa, Cnidaria, Anthozoa, Malacalcyonacea, Plexauridae.